AGGAAGCAAUGAAGAAAAGGCUUGUUUCGUCUCCAAUCCGACAAUCGCCGCCUUCUCAGUUCCUACUUCCUACAUAUUUGCAUGUGACUCAUCCAAAUCUAUCUGUGUUUCAGAGAGCAGUUUCUACUCACAUAUAUAGUUGGCUGCAUUUUACGAGUUUAUAUACUUAGGAAACAAAAUGGAGAACAGGCGAAAUGUGAAUGCAAUUGGAACACAAGAUAGUAUUAUUAUGAAGUCUUUGGAAAAAAAAGAGCGGUUGAGGAGCCGUAACGAUAUUAUGACUCGUCGUCUAAAGAACCGAGAACGGCAACGUAGAUACAGGGCCAGGAAACGCCUUGAAGCAGAUAUGAAAAAGUCUUCUGUCACAAACCAUUCAACUACACCACAAGGAGAUUUGGAAAUUAAUGAAAAUCAUAACAAUUACAUUACCCGUGUUCAUUGUAAACGAAAUUGGAAAAAAGAUGCAAGAAGAGCUCAUGCAUGUAAAAAUCUACCAGAAGUGCCUAGUGCAGCUGUUGUUUCUGGUCUGACCUUAAGUACUGAAAGUCAGACACAGUCUGCCCUUGAAGCAGCAAUAGAACCACCGCUAGAGAGGAAAAGCCAUUCAGAGAAUUUACUUAGCUUGCAAAGUAGUGAAACAAAAACCAAUCUUGGUAGAAGAGAUUGGAAGGCUGAAGCAAGAAGAAAGAAAAACUAAAUUGGUUAUUACCAGUUUGGAUGAAUGAAUACAGGUUGUGAAAUUGAUUGCUGGAUACAGGUUGUGAAAAAUAUUGAAGUUCUACUGGUGAUAAAAGUUGAUGCUGAUGUGGUAGUUCAAAUGUUGUGAUGUGGUGUAGGAAGUCUUAUUAUCUUUAUUCUUUGGUAACCUUUUUACAGCUUCUGCUGUUGCAGAUCUAGAAGGGAAUCGCAGAAGUAUAGCCAGCAUGUUAACAGUUUGAUUUCCAACAGUUUUAAUUGCUGUAAGAAUGUUGAUAUUGGAAGAUGAUCUUAGGCUUGACACCUGCUCAUUUGUUAGGGUCAUGUCAGUGAUGUGGAAUAAUUUUAAAAUGUGAUAUUAAUGUAAGAUUAUUGCACAUAGAAUCUUUCCUACCAUACUUCAGGCAUUCAAGGCUAGAAUCUUUCCUACCAUAUAUACUGCAGGCAUUCAUGGCAAAUUAAAUGUGAAACUUUGCUUACAUAAAAGUAUUGCUUUCUUUA
Messenger RNA from Hevea brasiliensis (rubber tree), 1197 nucleotides. RefSeq lists its product as uncharacterized. Lineage: Eukaryota; Viridiplantae; Streptophyta; Magnoliopsida; Malpighiales; Euphorbiaceae. The transcript is spliced from 2 exons. The record is from RefSeq and is a predicted model, not a curated record. The coding region runs from base 179 to 697 and encodes 172 amino acids.